CACCAAUCGUUUUCUCUCAAAAAUGGGCCCAUCCGCGGUUUCUUUUUUCCUAGUUUGAGGUUUGCAUAAAAUAAAAACAAAAAAGGAUGAUUCCAGACCGUUCCAAGGAUAUAACAGGUAGGAUUCUGAUUAAAUUUAUCAUAAACGGUUCUAUUCUGGUGUAGUUUUAGUCCGUGACAAAACCAAUUGGCAUAUGCGAAACAGUCAUGUCCGUUCCAUCGAGUGCUGAGGUAAUGGAUAGGUGCGGUAAUGUUGUCUAGAUAUGUUUGUUUAUGAUCUUUAUAAAGCGACAGAAGGCAAAAGAGAAAGAAAAAACUCCGGGAUGACCGGGAAUAACGGGUCCGUGCUUCGACGAUGAAAAGUGACCAAGUUCCCACCCUGUCGGCGGUGACGGUUUCCACCAUUGAAUGUACUCGAUUCUACGGUGUACCGCGUUUGUCCUAUCUUCAUCGAGACAUGCAGUUCUUAACCAACCAUCGCGUGGAAAAAUCGACGCCUACUCAGCCUUCCGAUCAUGCGGAUUACCACCCACCCACCCAGCGAAUGCCUAUUCAUCUUUUACAACGUCAUGCUGACACAUACACUUGUAUGGAUACAAAUCUUGCAGAAAACAUCCGUGAUUGGUUACCUAGUCGGCUUGCGGUAUGCUCUCAAUGGACUCUAUUAUUCAGUUUGGAUCAACAUGGGUCGAGUAUAAACACACUGUAUCGGCGCGUACAAGACAAGGGUCCAUGUGUAUUGGUCAUCCAAACAGCUCAAGAUGAAAUCUUUGGUGCCUUUCUCUCGGAAGCGUUCAAAACCGAAAGUUUGUGUUACGGUUCAGGUGAAUGCUUCUUGUAUAGAAAAAAUCAACAAGACGUUGAUGUGUACAAAUGGACUGUAGCCAAUGACUACAUGAUCUAUUCAAAUCGUGAAUGCAUUGCCGUGGGUGGAGGCCAAGGCCGGUUUGGUUUGUGGAUUCACAACAAUCUCACCAAAGGCCAUUCGGAACCAUGCGCUACUUUUAACAAUCCAAGCCUAAGUGGCCAGCCCGACUUUGAAUGUGUAGCACUGGAAAUAUGGGGAUUUCAAUUUUGACAUCACCGAGCCGAGCCACACAAACCACGAUUCAUAGAACAGUGCCAAAAAAAAAAGCCCAAAAACAAAGAGAUUCAUAGCAACCUUUUUUUUUUUUUAAUAAAACCCAUACAGCCCAGCAUCAUUUCAUUGAAAAUCAUACA
Radiomyces spectabilis is the source of this 1220-nucleotide messenger RNA. Its product is annotated as TLD-domain-containing protein. The transcript is spliced from 6 exons. The record is from RefSeq and is a predicted model, not a curated record. NCBI's taxonomy places the organism in Eukaryota, Fungi, Mucoromycota, Mucoromycetes, Mucorales, Radiomycetaceae. Gene Ontology annotation, biological process: response to oxidative stress. Gene Ontology annotation, cellular component: nucleus. Bases 355 to 1077 code for a protein of 240 amino acids.